UAUUAUCAAAUCUUUUCGUUGUUGAAUAAAAAAAAAUUUGAUUAAAUGCUAAAUAUAUAAUAACUUGUAAAAUAAUAAAAACUCUUAAAUUAAUAUAAAAUAAAUUCAAGCAUAUUAAGAUAAUAAAAUUAUAUAGAAUUCAAAAUAAUAUAAAAUAUAAGUAAUAAAAUAAAACAAAAAAAAAAAAAGUAAUAUUAAAUCUCCUAAAUGAUUCCUAUAAUGAACUCCUCUACUGAUACCACCAAUACAUUUAAAAAAGAUCAUAAUUUAAAUUCACAAUUAACAACACAUAAAACAAAUCAUUAUGAUUUACCCGGAUUAAUGUUAUUUGAGAAUUUUACAAAUGAAAUAAAUAAAUAUAAUAUAACACAAGAACAAAUUGAAGCAUUUUUAUUAGCAGCUAGAAAUUUUACAUCAGUAACAAGUGGUAGUGAAUCUGAUUUAGAUACAACUGAUCCAAUAUGGUGUAGAGAGAUAAGACCAACAUUACAGCAAUAUGAAAGUUAUCAUGGUUAUGUUUCACUUUUGAUUUGCAUAUUUGGAACAAUAGCAAAUAUAUUAAAUAUUAUUGUAUUGACUAGAAAGGAAAUGUGUAAACAACCAAUAAAUAAAAUUUUAAAAUGGUUAGCUGUAGCUGAUAUGUUCGUUAUGAUAGAAUAUAUACCAUUUGCUAGUUAUAUGUAUAUAAUUUCACCAGUGCGAAAUGGUCGUUAUACGUGGGCAAUUUAUUUGCUAUUUCAUAUGCAUUUCACGCAAAUUUUGCACACAAUUUCAAUAUCUUUGACAGUUACCUUAGCAAUAUGGAGAUACUUGGCAAUCAGUUAUUUUUUUUGCAGACAUCCUCAUGGAAAAAUUUCAACAUUUGUAUUGUCACACUGCAGUGAAGCGAUAAUUUUUUCAUUUGUAAUUGCUCCAAUUUUAUGUUUACCAACAUUUUUUGUAUUCAAAGUAAAACAACUUGGUGAUGAAACAUAUCAAGUGGAUGCACAAACGAAUACAGAAUUAUAUAGUUUCAAUUUUUGGGUUCAUUCAAUUCUGAUAAAAUUAUUACCAUGUUGUAUAUUAACUGUGAUAAGUUUUAUAUUGGUACGAGUAUUAUGUGAGGCAUCAAAACGUAGAAUGAAAUUAAAAGAAUAUAAUAAUCCAAAUCCAUCAGUGUCAUUGAAUGGAUGUCAUAGUAGACCAUCAGCAAAAUGUGAUCGAAGACCAGAUAGAACAACAAUGUUACUAGUUGCUGUAUUAAUUUUAUUUUUAAUAACAGAAUUUCCACAAGGUAUAUUAGGUUUAUUAAGUGGUAUAAUUGGACGUAGUUUUUUAAAAGGCUGUUAUACAUCAUUUGGUGAAAUUAUGGAUUUAUUAGCAUUAAUAAAUGCAGCUGUUGGUUUUGUAUUAUAUGGUUUAAUGUCAAAACAAUUUAGGACCAGUUUUAAAUCAUUAUUUAUUAAAAAUCGUUUAGCUGGUAUUGAAAUGACACGUACAACAGUUCAUAAAUAUUCGAUAUAGUUUUUUAAUUUCAUUAACUAUCAUAUAAAUUUUAAUAAAGCAAAACAAAAAAAAAAAACGCAUAAUGUCCCAUUACAUUUUCUGUGAAAAAAAAGUGCAAUAUUCAGUGAUCAGUUCAUCUAUAUACAUAUACAAUGUAGUGAUUGCAGUCAUUUUUAAUAAUUACAAAA
Molecule: messenger RNA, 1673 nt
Organism: Condylostylus longicornis
Lineage: Eukaryota; Metazoa; Arthropoda; Insecta; Diptera; Dolichopodidae
Product: G-protein coupled receptor dmsr-1
Exons: 7
Coding region: 208-1503 (431 amino acids)
Biological process (GO): G protein-coupled receptor signaling pathway
Cellular component (GO): membrane
Molecular function (GO): G protein-coupled peptide receptor activity
Source: RefSeq, a predicted model, not a curated record